Molecule: messenger RNA, 2216 nt
Organism: Siniperca chuatsi (mandarin fish)
Lineage: Eukaryota; Metazoa; Chordata; Actinopteri; Centrarchiformes; Sinipercidae
Product: protein FAM102B-like
Exons: 11
Coding region: 268-1380 (370 amino acids)
Source: RefSeq, a predicted model, not a curated record
AUCAUGACCUCUCUAUUUUUUCAUCCAGCUGCAGUGUCCAAUCAAACGAUGGAAUUUCCCUCACGUCAUGAAGGAUAUUUUUCAGUGGGUGGGAAGGAGGAGAUUUGAACUUUGAAUCGUAUCCGCAGACUACAGCAACUCAGCAGUAGCAGCAGCUGAGUGAGCAGCAGUGACAGCACAGGGGAGGGGACGUGUUCAGCUGUCCGUCAGCUUUACCACUUCAGUCUGGGCUUGUUGUGCCCUAGUCUCGCACAUUUAGGACACACCAUGUCGUUCAUCCUUAUGAAGAAAAAGAGAUUUAAAUUUAAAGUAGACAUCGACUUGGAGGAAUUGUCAUCGGUUCCCUUCGUAAACGUAGUUUUAUUCUGUAAAGUUAGACUCCUGGAUGGAGGCUUUGCCGAAGAGUCGUCUCGGGAACCAGUCCAAGCCAACUGUGUUCACUGGAAGAAGAGAUUCUCUUUCAUGUGUAAGAUGAGUGCCAAUGCUGGGACAGGUGUACUAGACCCCUGUUUGUGCCGGGUGUCUGUGCGCAAGGAACUGAAAGGUGGAAAAACAUGGGCAAAGCUGGGCUUUGCUGACUUGAACCUGUCUGAGUUUGCUGGAUCUGGCAGCACUACACGACGAUGUCUCCUAGAGGGAUAUGACACCAAGAACACCAGACAGGACAACUCAAUUCUGAAGGUUGUCAUCACUACACAACUUAUGUCUGGAGACCCCUGUUUUAAAACUCCCCCAUCUACAGCCAUGACUCUGGGAAACCCACAGGCUGAAGCUGAGUGUCUCCUUGAGGACAGAAAGGGAGGGGACAUGCACAUAUCCCAUUCACUCACUGAGACUCCAGUUAAGUCAGUAUCAGUCCCAGAGGAGCUGGUAGCGUAUGGUCACUCUAGAACACCCAGCUAUGCAAGUCAGCAGUCAAAAAUCUCAGGUUACAGCUCGAAUCACUCCAGUUUAACAGAUCUCAGCCAUCGGAGGAGCGCAUCAGGAGGUUCUGCCUCCACAGGCAUCGGCAGCAUCCUGGAACACAGUGAUCAACAGGGGGAGAGAGGAGAAAGGGAGAGCAGGACCACUCCCCCAGUCUCUGCAACCUGUCACCUUGCACUUGAACACCCCUCUACCCCUGCUAAAGUUCCAAGGCAUCCAGUAAAGCAGAACUCAAUGGAGAAUCAGCUGAAGAGAGUUGAUGCCACCAGGGUGGAUGCUGAUGACAUAAUAGAGAAAAUCCUGCAGAGCCAGGAUUUCAGUCAUGGCUUCUUGGACUCCAGUGCAGAGGAGGAGGGGCUCAGCUUGUUUGUUGGUCCUGGCGGGAGUACAGCUUUGGGAAGCCAGCACACUAGGGUCGCAGCUGGAGCCUUUGAGCAGGUGGUGAUCAAGCGCUAAGGUUUGGGAAAUAUGUGUCUGUCAUAAAGGGUGCCGUAUUACACUGAUGCGGGGGGACACAAGACUGAGUAGUGGAGGUGCCAUCAGAACUUGCUCCAGCCUCACUCCAGGAGAUUUAAGUACUCUUAUGCAAUCCCUCUGCAGCGGACCUACAAUGUCUGUUGACCAGGAGAGCCCCCUAGUGUUCAAGAAGUGGAGGUGAAGGCCACAUUAUUGGGACAUGUCGGUGACAGAGAAAACUGGUGUGUUGAAUGAAAACUAGGGGUUAGUACUGUAUUUUUUCACAUGUUGUUCACCCUUCUUGGUGACAUUUGGAGCUGUUAAGGGGUUUCCCUGUUAUUUAAAAAAGUAUGUCAUAGGAUCCAACAUGUUUUUACUUUGGUAUGGUUGAUUUUGUUUCACCAUUUUACUUGUACCAGAAGUGGCUUGAUGGGGGGACUGUGUCCGUUCCUUGAAGCCCCAUAUAUUUAAAGUAAUAGAAAACUGACACUGUGGAAUUUACAGUGGUUACAGCACCAUUGUGUGUCAGUAGCUCAAGCCUGUUCCACAUAAACACCUCUGUUCACCUGGUUGUGAGGGAGGAUGAAUGUCUUUAAAGUACCAUUCGGUUUUUAUGUUUUGUUCCUUCGGUAUGAUAUCUAUUUUGUGUGUGCGCGUGUAUGUCUGUUGUCUGAAAAGUCAAAAGGAAUGAAUUUAUUUUUUACCACAGAUUUUCUAAAUGUGCCAAACUUGUAAAAUGUAUAUUUGCUGCCACUUAAGAAGUCACAUCAGUAGUAUGUAAACUAUGUAUGAAAGUCAACUGUGUAAAGCACAUGUUUUUAAGAUAUCUCUAUGUU